CCAUAGCGCUCUUCCGACCAUAUCCGCUUCUCGAGCGCUUCACGCUUCAAAAACUCAAAAACCAAAACCUCAGCAAAACCCACACAUGGCAGUUUCUUCUCCGAUUCUUCCUGUUUUCUACCUUUCUUCUCCUAUUCCAAGAUGCAUUUCCUCCUUCAAAUCUCUUUCCUAUUUUUGCUUAUCCAUGAGUAGAGUCCCUGCGCGAAAGCGCCUCUUCAUCACAGCGAAGGCCGUCUCCCUCCAGAGUAGAGAAGAGCUCGAGACCGUCAAUAUCGCUGAAGACGUCACCCAGUUAAUUGGGAGGACGCCAAUGAUUUAUCUCAACCAUGUGGUUGAAGGUUGCGUGGCUAAUAUUGCUGCAAAACUUGAAUCUAUGGAACCUUGUAAAAGUGUCAAAGAUCGGAUUGGAUAUGGCAUGAUAAAUGAUGCUGAAGAGAAGGGGCUUAUUUCUCCAUUAAAAAGUAUUUUAGUAGAACCGACUAGUGGAAAUACUGGAAUCGGUAUUGCAUUUGUAGCUGCGGCAAGAGGAUAUAAACUUAUUGUAACGAUGCCUGCUUCCAUAAAUCUAGAGAGACGGGUUCUUCUUCGUGCAUUUGGUGCAGAGAUAGUUUUAACUGACCCUGCGAAAGGUCUAAAAGGGUCUGUUGACAAAGCGGAAGAGAUAGUGUGUCAAACACCUAAUGCUUAUAUGUUUCAGCAAUUUGAUAAUCCCAUCAAUGCCAAGAUCCACUUUGAAACCACAGGCCCGGAAAUAUGGGAGGACACAAUGGGUGGGGUUGACAUAUUUGUUGCAAGCAUAGGCACAGGUGGAACAAUCACAGGGGCAGGUCGUUACCUGAAAACAAUGAACAAGGACAUAAAGAUAAUUGGAGUGGAGCCUUCUGAAACUAGCGUCAUUUCUGGGGACAAUCCAGGUUAUAUACCGAGUAUUCUGGACGUUAAAUUGAUUGACGAGGUUAUAAAGAUAAGCACUGCUGAAGCUGUUGAGGUUGCGAGAAACUUAGCUUUGAAAGAGGGCUUGCUGGUUGGCAUUUCUUCAGGAGCUGCUGCUGCCGCUGCCAUUCAUGUGGCAAGGAGGCCAGAAAAUGCAGGAAUGCUGAUCGCAGUUAUUUUCCCCAGUUUUGGAGAGAGAUAUAUUUCCACAGUUCUUUUCCAUCCUAUACAUGAAGAAGUUCGCAAACUGCGGAAGAGGUGAAUCCUGAAAGCCACCGUGCUUGAAAGAACAAACACAACUGAGAAAAAUGA
Dendrobium catenatum is the source of this 1245-nucleotide messenger RNA. Its product is annotated as putative inactive cysteine synthase 2. The coding region runs from base 86 to 1195 and encodes 369 amino acids. The transcript has 10 exons. Gene Ontology annotation, cellular component: cytoplasm. The record is from RefSeq and is a predicted model, not a curated record. NCBI's taxonomy places the organism in Eukaryota, Viridiplantae, Streptophyta, Magnoliopsida, Asparagales, Orchidaceae. Gene Ontology annotation, molecular function: cysteine synthase activity.